UCAGUUUGUGCGUUCAAUAAGAAAACUAACCUAUGUGUCAUUGAGUCAUAACAAAAUCCGAUCUCUUGUUCCACUAGCACAAUGUAAUUCAGUGAGUCAAGCAGGAGCUUUUCUCUCUUAUUCGUCUUCUAGCUACUGGAUGCAGAUGUCAGCGAUAACCUGAUUACAGACCAUGCAUUGGGAUUAGAAGGCUACCCAGUUAUCCAACGACUAAACUUAGCAAACAAUCAAAUUUCUCAAAUGGACGAUUUAGACCCUAUUCGGUAACCACAACGUCAUGAAUGAGAUUAUAUGAAACUCAGGACUUUAGCGUCACUGAAUAUCAGCAAUAAUCGGUUGCAGAAACUACCAAACUUUCACACGUGUUUUCCAAAUCUGGAGACCCUGGAAAUGGCCGGAAACCCUCUGUUUAUCAACGAUGAGUUGUUGGAUGACUUGGCUCAGUGUGAAAUGCUUCGUGAGUUGACAUUGGACGACAACACUGAAUCCACUGAUUUCAGCGAGCUGCAAGGGAAAGUGUCAGAACGGGUGCCACAGUUGUUCCGAAUGAACAAUACAGACCUCAAAAAACGGUCGUCCAGAAAUACCGAUGGAAUGAAACAAUGUUAUGAGCACAAAAAGCAAGUGUAUGACCUCAUUGAGAGGCAACUCGCUGCCUUGACAAGCAUGACUGCCCCGCUCCAGGCAUCGUUGGAUAAAAGCUUCGAUGCUGUCAGUCAACUUUUUGCUAAAGUUGAUGAAGAAAUGGAGAAGCGAACCAGUCGCGCCUUGACCGAGUCAGUCAACAUGGCCAGAUCCAGUGUAAGGCUAACUGGAGUAGCGCCUCAACAGAAUUCCGAAUUUCAAAAUCAACCAUCGCGUCCAAUCACCAGUGACAGAUGGUGGUCAAAUAGUACAUCCACAACAGAUUAUAUUAAGGCAGUUGAGCUGACGUUCGCGCAGAUCCCUAGGUCCAUUGAAUGGGCGCUUCCCGUCCCGUACGAAUAUUUUGACUUAAGCUUUUACAGGAUACCGUGA
Molecule: messenger RNA, 1017 nt
Organism: Opisthorchis viverrini
Lineage: Eukaryota; Metazoa; Platyhelminthes; Trematoda; Opisthorchiida; Opisthorchiidae
Exons: 6
Coding region: 292-1017 (241 amino acids)
Molecular function (GO): protein binding
Source: RefSeq, a predicted model, not a curated record